Molecule: messenger RNA, 1953 nt
Organism: Cladocopium goreaui
Lineage: Eukaryota; Dinophyceae; Suessiales; Symbiodiniaceae
Source: the annotation of a GenBank genome assembly
AUGGAUGGCGACACGACGGGUCCAUUGGAACCAUCGGUGUUCAUUUGUCCCAUCACCCACGCCAUGUUCCGCGAUCCGGUGUUUGUCCCAGAGAGUGGCAACACCUACGAACGCUCUGCGAUUCAGACGCAUUGGUCCGCGCAAAGGAAACGCCGCGACCCGUUGACCAACGUCCUCUGUGCAGGAUCUCUGCACACCAAUUGGGGUCUUCGUCGAGAGGUGCAAAGUUUCCUGGACGAACAUGUGAACUACGUCCCUGCGGGUUGGGAGGACCGCAACUUGCCACCCAUCGAGACGGCCAAAGCAGCCGCAAAUGCAACGCAACGCGGAAAGGGCUGUCGGAGAAUCGCCUUCUGGACACUGAGUCUUUUGUUCUCCAUGGCUGUAUUGGUGGAACACCUGAGGGCCGAAAGCGCUUUCUACUGGCCCAUCUUGGAGACGUCGGAUGUUGGCGGGGUGCCGCUCAAGGUGCCCAAAGGCUCCCGUCUCGAAGCUUGGAAGGUGAAGGGUCGUUUGGUCAUCCAGAUUCCGGCUCCGGGAAUUCAGGGCAGCAUGGUGUGUCAAUUGAUGUUCUCCGUGCUCUGGUUGAGCUUCGUCUGCUAUUGGACCUUCACUGCUUGGAACACUGGUGUGCGGCUGUUCGUUGCCUUCUCUCUUCCCUUCUGGGCUGUGGGUCUGAUGCUCUUCUUCAGCACCAUGCUGACGCCCAGCUUGUCGCAAACCUUGACAGCCAGUCCUUUGGAGUACCAGGUGAAGUCGCAGGUCUUGCGCUUGGGAAUUUCCCGUUUCGCCGCCAAGGUGACAGAUCUUGAAGAGGUUCCUGGACUCAUUUGCAUGUCGGAUGCUGAAUGCAGGCUGAUCCUUCAAGAUGGUGUGCAAGAAAUUGCCUUUGGAGGGGAUCUGAAACCAGUGGAAGUGAGAUGGAUCCAGAAGCAACUCUGCAGCCAUUGGGGCCUGGAUGUCUCUGAAUGUUUGGCCAACGCCCAGAAACCACGGCACGCGGAUGGGGAGGACGACAGUACGUCCUUCCAUGCAGACUUUGCCUCUGCCCCGGAGUGGGGGUCACAACGCCUCGCAGUAUUUGAUCAGCUGGAUCCCGUCAUGAACGUGCGUUUGGAGAUUCAGGACGUUAGCGUUCCCUUGAGCAAGGGCUAUCCGUUGGCCUUGUCUGUCUCCGCAAAGUCGACGGACGCCGCAGAGGCCGCCUCCAGGGAAGCAGCUGCAGUGCGUUCCACCAUGGUGAAACGCAUCGAGUGGCGCGUGGGGCGCAUCUCUGAGCACGUGGCCGCUGUGCGAGCAGCAGCCAACGCUGGAGGAGAAGAAGAGGCAUGGCAGCCCAUCGUGUCUCCCCCCUUCGCAGCAGGGGGAUUUGAGAAUCUGCAGCUGCACUUAUAUCCUCUGGGCUACCGUGUGAAGGGUGAGGACUCCUGUGGCUUCUUCCUGGUGUGCCCCAAAGGAAUGCACGUGAAGUGCAAGGCCUUCGUUGGCGACAUGGUCCGUGUCUGGGAUCAUCACUACAAGGAACGCGAACCCUAUGGACGUGGAAACUUCUGUCGACUCUUGGACAAGGUGGAGAACGAUGACAGCAUCCUCUGUGGCAUUGAGUUGCAAGAGAUACGCAUGGAGCAGACCACACAGGUGCGUGGUGGGCCCUUUGGUAGCGUGGUGGACGAAGUGAAGCUGGUGGUUCAACCUUCGACGGGAGGCAUGGAAAUGGUGCGAGAGCUACGAGACCACAGUUUGAAGGUGAAGCGAAAAGUGCAAAGUCGCGCAGCGCUCCAUCAAUACGCCCACCUGGCUCCUUCUGUGGACGAAAGGUUAGGCGCCCCGGAUCGCAUUCCCGUGCCACUGCCAGGUCUUGCCGUCUCCAAGUCGUCACCUCAACUGCCUUCGGUUGGAUCUCCCACGAAGUUUGAGUUGCCCAUCUCUCCGAAGAUUUCCAAGUGGCGCUGA